Pseudomassariella vexata is the source of this 150-nucleotide messenger RNA. RefSeq lists its product as uncharacterized. Lineage: Eukaryota; Fungi; Ascomycota; Sordariomycetes; Amphisphaeriales; Pseudomassariaceae. The record is from RefSeq and is a predicted model, not a curated record. The annotation marks the transcript as partial. The transcript has a single exon.
UCAUUCACCUCACGACACCGUAGCGGCCGGCCGAAAGCCCUUACUAUACGUGAGGCUCGUUAUAUUACUAGAAUAGUACGGCGGACCCCUAGAAUUAGCUGGGCAUUGCUAUCAAAAGCGGACCGCGAAUAUAUAGGCCGUUCCUUGAGC